AUGUUGCACAGGUCUAUAUUCACAAGACUCCAGUCAACAGCAGCAAAACCAAUACCUGUGAACUUACAAGCAAUAUAUCAUGACCCUUUGAAAUUACCUAUACUUCAUGGUCAUUUGAAAGCUGACUUACAAUUCAGGUCAUACGAAAUAGAGAACCUUAAACUCUAUACUGAUUUCAUACAAAGAGUGGCCUUCUAUUUGGGCAUACCAAUGACCGGUCCAAAGCCUUUGCCCACAAGAAGAGAAAGGUGGACGGUUAUUAGAUCUCCUUUUGUUCACGCAAAAUCUAAAGAAAAUUUUGAAAGAUCUACACACAAGAGACUGUUAAGAGUCUGGGACACAAAUGACGAUUUAUUGGAAUUCUUCAUAGCUUAUAUUACUAAACAUUCAGUUGCUGGGGUUGGUUUAAAAUGUAAUGUUUAUAAAAGGGAAAAAGUCCAAUUAGAUUGGGAUCAUGAAAAAAUUCCCAAAAUUGAGGAUAAUCAGAACGAUUUAGUCAAUUCUAAAAUAAUAGAGUUGUUGAACGAUCCGAAAUUCAAAUAA
Molecule: messenger RNA, 543 nt
Organism: Kazachstania africana CBS 2517
Lineage: Eukaryota; Fungi; Ascomycota; Saccharomycetes; Saccharomycetales; Saccharomycetaceae
Gene: RSM10
Product: mitochondrial 37S ribosomal protein uS10m
Exons: 1
Coding region: 1-543 (180 amino acids)
Biological process (GO): translation
Cellular component (GO): mitochondrion; ribosome; small ribosomal subunit
Molecular function (GO): structural constituent of ribosome
Source: RefSeq, a predicted model, not a curated record